CUACUAGCCUUUUCGACAACACCCCCCUCCCCUUCAUAAACACACGCGCGUGUGUGCGCGCAGAUUCCAGACUUAAUCAGCCGUGCGGCAGCGACAGCGACGACCUCACCAGCACCACCGAAUAAUAACGGAUAACCAUGGGUUCCAAUCCACCACCACCCAAAGAUCAGGAUGAGGCCUCGUCUCCGCCCGAGGAACUCGAUUACUAUGCCAUCCUUAAUCUUCCGCGCUCUCCACCCCCCACGGAAGCUCAGAUUCGGUCCGCGUAUCGAACCCUCACGCUAAGUUUUCAUCCGGAUAAGCAGCCGGCGGAGUUGGCGGACUCUGCGCGACGACAUUUCGAUCGUAUUCAGGAGGCAUAUGAUACGUUGGUGGAUCCGAAGAAGAGGGCUGUGUAUGAUGAAUUGGGUGUGCAGGGGAUGAAACAAGAAUGGGUGAUUCUUGACAGGAUCGCCAAGGAUAUGAGGGUCGGGGUGAGGGCUAUGUCUGGGGAGGAGUUUCGAGGGUGGUUUUUGGAAGUGAUGAAAAGGAGGGAGAGGGCUGUGGUGGAGAGAAUGGUUGGGUCGAGGGGCUCUAUCACUAUUGGGUUCGAUGCCUCUAAUGCCGUGUCCUACGAUGAGGAGGAGGACGCCUUAUAUAUUGAGAUGCCGUCGCCGAGGCCCUCGAACUAUGCACUGGGGUUCUCUUUCAAGGCGCCACUGCCGCGAAUGGGCUUUUUCCUGGGAAGUGAAGGCGAGGAUGAGAAUGAGAGUGAAAAUGAUGAGGGCCAUGAAACGAGAAAACUGUUCAAGGAGUACGGUGAGGAAACGGAGUUGACAUUUAACGCGGGCAUCUCGGGGGAGGUAGAGCAGAUGCACCAGGAAGCCAACUUCAAAUUCCCGGAUGGCAGGAACGAAACUCACCUUCUGCCGCUGCCGUAUUUCUUGAUCGCGAACCAGAUUAAUCUGGGAGUCGGGGCAAGCCAACUUUUUGGGGGACCUUACAGUGUUAAGGGCCUCGCAAAACCCCCGUUUGCGUUCAUGCAGAACUCCGUCGUGAGUGUGAACGCUUCAGUGUUGCCACACCCAUCGCUUGAGACAACCUGGACGAAGUCCUUCGUCCCUAUCCCUGGCGCGAAACCCAUCAGUGUGCAAGUCGAUGUUGAUUUUGAUCGGUCGCCGCAACGGGCGCCCCCUCGUUUUGCUUUGAAGGUUACCAGGCAGAUUGGUGAUAGGAGGUUCUUGGUAAGUAGCUGGUCAAGCGGCUCCUUACUCUGGCCGAAACCUUUCCGCCACUUCUUUUUACCCCUCAUAGAGUUCGGAUUGAACGCCGAGACUGCAAUGUCCGUUCCUACCCAUCCCAGCUUCUUCCAAAUCGGCGUCGUCUCUCAGCCCAAGCGGCAGAUCUCCCCAGCGGAUGCCGAGGAAGAGGUGGAAGGUGACGAGGAGGAUGACGAGUUUGAAAUGCUUCGCCGCCAGCAGCGCAAGGAAACUGGAGCUGCCGAAGCUUGGCAGACGAAUGUGACAGCUACUCCGAUGCAAACUACCUUGUCAUUCGUUUAUUCGCGCAAUGUUUUCUCAGGGAAAUCGGCCUACGAGCGUUUACGCUCGGAAUGGAGCUCCGAAGGCCACCACCCUUUGCCGGAGGACAAUGAGCCGCGAUCUGUACGGGUUAAUGUCGAAACUACCGUGGGGCUUGAUUUGGCGCUUGGAUGGCAUAUUGAGGGAACCCGCCAGGUUGGCGAUUUCACUCGCAUGGGUCUUGGUGUUGGUGUUCGGAAUAUGCAGGGCCUCGUCGUGACUGUGUCCUGGAGCAGGCUAGGCCAGAAGAUCAGGGUGCCCAUAUCUGUUAUCCCAUUUGGCCUUGUCGAUGUGGAUGUAGCUGCAAUGGCUAUCAUCUGCCCGUGGCUAGCGUACUGCGCGCUCGAAUUUGGGUUUAUCCGCCCAAGGGAGAGGAAGAGACAUCGCCGGGCGAUUGCCCGACGACAGAAGCAGCUGAGAAGGCUGGUGCCCAAGAAGCGGGCUGAGAGCCAAGAAGCCAUCGAUAUUAUGACCGAGCAAGUACAGCGCCGACAGGCGAAAGAGGCUAAGCAGGGUGGUUUGGUCAUCGUUCGGGCUGAGUACGGUUACUAUCCUUCGAAGAAGGACAGGGAAAGUGGCCGAGGAUUGGAAGUCACUGAUGUUUCCAUCCCGGUGGCUGCAUUGGUUGACCACGGACAAUUGGCCAUCCCUAAGGAAAUGGCCAAGUCCCAUAUCCUCGGAUUUCACGACCCGGCUCCGCUUCUGCCUAAGAUGCUCAAGAUAUGGUACAAUUACCAUGGACAGGAGCAUUACGUUGAAGCAAAGGAAACAGAAGACAUUUCUUGUCCUAUGCGUUCGCAUCUAUUGUAGCUGGGCAUAUCUAUGUCUCCCUACUUUUCUUGAUUUAUAUACAUGCUGCACUACUAGCUUUUUGGCAUCUCUCUCCAUUCAUGUUUGCAUAAGG
Aspergillus eucalypticola CBS 122712 is the source of this 2463-nucleotide messenger RNA. Its product is annotated as J domain-containing protein. The transcript is spliced from 4 exons. Lineage: Eukaryota; Fungi; Ascomycota; Eurotiomycetes; Eurotiales; Aspergillaceae. The record is from RefSeq and is a predicted model, not a curated record. Bases 138 to 2369 code for a protein of 743 amino acids. Gene Ontology annotation, biological process: cristae formation.